AGUGAGAGAGGAACUUUUGCUUGGCAGUAUCCAAACUGAGGAAGCUCAGAUGUAUUUUGAUGUCUGUGCUGUUUCAUUUGUGUCUGCUAGUAUAAGGAGACCCUGCAAAGGGGUAGAUUUUCUUCCUAGCUUACUAGCUGCAAAUGCUAGUUCUUUUUUCUUCUUUUUUGUUCUGAUGCUUUUCCAGCUUUACCAGCUAUGACAGAUGAACUAGUAUAUGCCAAUCUGAAAUUUGAAAACUGCUAUGAGCUGAAUAAUGUCCCAGAGCCUGAAGUUCCUAAGGAAAAAGGACUUCCCACUUCAUCCCACUCUUGGUGGCCAGUAGUCCUGAUUUUGAUCACAAUAUGCCUGGCAUUGCUGAUGGGGCUGAUGACUCUGGCAAUUUUAUUUUCCCAAGGUUCCAAGGAUUACAGGACACAGAUUAGAGACCUCAACGUGACAAAGAAUGAUCUGCAUGCAAAUUUCUCAAAAAUGCUGCAAGCAAUUGGAAAUCAGCUGUGCUUGGGAGGAAGAAAAGAUCUUCAAAAUAAUGAUCUAAACUGUGUGCUCUGCCCUGUAAACUGGAAGUGGCCAGGUGACGGUGAUCUGUGUUACUACCACUCUACUGAACAGAAGACAUGGCAACAGAGUAAUGGGUUUUGUUCCUCACAAAACUCUACUCUUCUGCUGGUAAAAGAUACAGCAAAGCUGGAACUGGUUAAAAAAAUUCCUAGAAAAACAUUCUGGCUUGGAUUAUCAUUUAGAGCUGAAAAGAAAGGCUGGUUCUGGGCAGACAACACAACUGUUACAGAAGAACAAAAGUCUUGGACAAAUAAUUUACAACUUCCCCACCCCUGCGGAUAUAUUUACAAUCGUGUCAUAUACAGCCAUCGAUGUGAUGAAAUUAAUUACUAUGUCUGUGAAAAGCCUGCCAUCCAAUUGCAGCGACGUAACAACAACCAGCAAGAGGAAUGGCUUGUCAGAUCAAGAGGAUUAUGAGAGUUUAGAAGACGUUCGACAAGGCUGAUUUUUUUUUUUCUAAUUUAUCACACGAGAAUUUAAAUAUGUUGGGUCAGGCCUAAUACAUUUUCCCAUUUUCAUUCUCUUUCAGACACAUGUAAAAAUGUCUUCACACUAAGGAAACACGUAUGGUGAUGGGCUCCAGGAGCAAUCCAUGCCUGUUGUUCCAGUUCCAAAAUGGCCAAACUAUUACUCCAUUUUAGCCAACAUCAGUGAUGGACAAAAUGGGCAAAAGUGGUUGCCCAAGAAAAAAAAAAAAAAGCACAGUAUCAAGGCAAACGUAUAAAGAUAUUGCUCCUACCACCAUCCACUGAUAACAGCCCUAAUACCACUUGUUGGUUCAUAACUGUGUAGUUGUAACAUAACACAAAUGAUGAAGAUUAAAUGCUUCCAUUCAGGACAUGCUUCUGAGGUCUUGUUGGUCUGACUGCUUUAAUACGCUACUGGGAUGGAAUAUACAACACACAAACAGUUAUUCUCAAAAGGUGGGCCAGGGUGUUCUUGAACAAUAUAAAUAAUGGUAACUCAUCAUUCACAUCUCUGUGGUAACAUUUCAUAGCCGUUCCUUUCAAUUUGUUUUGUACCUGUUCCUGUCUUUUGCAGUGAAAAUGCAGAUCUUCUGCCCAGUGACUUCCCAGAGUGUCUCUUGGUGUUUAUAUUAGAUAUAUGAGAAAUCUGACAUGGAAGGUGUCCUGAGCAUGCCACAUCCUCUCUUGCUAAUGAAGGGCCUUUUGCCAUAAAUAAUUCACCACAAAUAAAUAAAUAAACAAAUAAGUCUGAUCUUGUUUUCUCUAACAACAGAGUUACUGCAAGGUAACAGAAAAGAUGUUUCUAGGAUGUUUCUUCAUUUGUGAGAUAGGCCUAAGAGCAGACGGGUGAAUCCUGUUUUUUUUUGAAAGUUUGUUGAAGACAGACAUGAGCUGAGAUUGACAGCUGUCCACACAAUAGGAAGCCACAAGGCUACAUCGUACCUUUCUGUGGCCUUGGUCUUUCAGGUGACCUUACUUCUUGUCCAAAACCACUCUGUGGUGCAGGAAAUAUAUCUGUUACUGCAAAGGCAGCUGGGAUUAGAGUAGUUUCACAGUGCACUGUGCUACUAAAACAGAAGCAGCUAGCUUUUUCUUCUCAAAAAACAAUAACUAAAACACUCAAACAAUCAACAAACAAACAAAAACAC
Cygnus olor (mute swan) is the source of this 2176-nucleotide messenger RNA. RefSeq names its product C-type lectin domain family 12 member A-like. The coding region runs from base 199 to 978 and encodes 259 amino acids. The transcript is spliced from 6 exons. The record is from RefSeq and is a predicted model, not a curated record. NCBI's taxonomy places the organism in Eukaryota, Metazoa, Chordata, Aves, Anseriformes, Anatidae. Gene Ontology annotation, molecular function: signaling receptor regulator activity.